AUGAAUGAUGCAGACGACGUGCCUUUAGGUCAUACAAAAAAAUAUAAUAUACCGUUGAGCCAUUUAGAAUAUGUAUACAUAGAACAAUGUAAAGAUGAAAUCGAACUUGAACAAAUAUACAAAGAACUAAUAAGUGGAGAAGUAGGCUCACAUCGAAUUCUAGAACAACUAACACUUGACCGAAUCCGAAAUAUUCAAUCGCUUAAUUCGACAUCAGCCAAUCAGAAAUCGCAAGAAACCAAUGAAGAAACUACUUCUAACUUAACUGUCGCCAAUGAUCAUCCGACUAAUGUUAUUCAUUCUGUUUCUAAUUCUUCAAAUGAGAAUGAUACCAACUUUAUUGUUUCGCAACCGAUCAUUGAUAAUGAUUCUAAACAAACAGCGCCAGAUUAUGAUGAAGAAUGGAAAAAAUUUGAACGAAAGGCUUCGAACAGCUUUGAUGACGACUCGAAAGAUAGUGAUAGUGGUGAACCAUCAGCAGACAGCGAGUCUUAUCAAAACAGGAAACGUCUUCAUACGGCUGAACAGCAGCGUCUCAAUGGAGAUACUGCAUUCAAAGCAAAGAAUUAUCAACAAGCAGUUGAUUCAUAUACAAAAAGCAUCACGAUUAAUAAGAGUUCACUCACUUAUAUGAAUCGAGCUACAGCCUAUUUUAAGUUGAAUGAUCAUGAUGCAUGUAUUCAAGAUUGUUCUCAAGUGUUAAAAACCAAUCCGACAUUUAUUCAAGCUUUAUUUCGUCGAGCUUCGUGUUAUUUUGUUAAAAACCAAUAUGAUAAAGCCAAACUUGAUCUUAACUCUGUUCUUGCUAUUGAUCCUGAUAAUGACGAAGCUCAAAAUUUAUUGAAUAACGUUUUAACUGUUCAUAAACAGAAUAGUAAUCCAAAUACCGGUGGUGAUUCUGACGAUAUGGAAGAUCAAUCGUCCAGUGCUACCGCAUUUUUACCCGUUCCAUCAUCUAUUAUUGUUGACGGCGAGCAACAGCAAGUAACCACGAACAUGACUCCUUCUAUGAACAUCGAGAUAUCCGACAGACAUAAGAGUCCUUCGCCAACAUAUGAUCAUCUAACUACGAAUCAAUAUCCAAUAUCAUCAUCGCAUUACGAUGACGAUGAUAUGGCAUUAGGUGAUGAAGCAGGUGGUGGUUUAGCAGAAAAUCCAAGUGACGAAGAAGGACAUGUUUCACGUAGUAUAAAUGUUUCACCAACUGUUGACGAUGAUUCCGAUAUGCAAGGAUUUAUCGAUCCAAAACCAUUAGAAACGCCGCCGAUGGGCGAAAUUUCGUACAACAGUAGAAUACAUCAUAAUAUUGAUUUUGGAACAAGUGGAAAUAAAUAUUCAACUGUGCAUUAUCGGAAAACAAACGAGAAUUCUUAUGAUUCGUAUCAUUCUCCUGUCAAUAAUAGCAUAUCAAAUGUGCGAAAUAAUUCGUCCUAUAAAUAUGAUACAAAUUCAUUCAACAGUCGUAAUGAUACAUAUAUGCAAAGUACAACAAUCAAUGAAGCUAUUUUAAAUUCAAAUUUUGGUCCUACCAUACAAAGUUGGCUACAGGAUUUUGUUAAAACAGAGCCAUCUUAUCGUUUAUCGUCAAUGUAUGAUCGAAUAUGGUCAAAAUCGCCGAUACCAUGGUCACUGAAUAAAAUUCAGGGUGAUAUUGAAAAAUUUCAUGCGUCACGUAAUUACAAAAACGCUAUUGAAAUAUCAAAAAAAUUACUUCAUAAUGGUGCUCUAGAUUAUCAUUUUCAUGCAGAAUCUAUUGUUAAUACGCUGACUAGCUGUGCUCAAUGUUAUUUGAAAUUGAAUGAAUAUGUACGUGCAAUUCAGUAUACUACUGAAGCUUUACAAUACAAUAAAAAUGAUGAUGAUACAUUGUUUUGUCGUGCUGAAGCAUUUGAGAACGAAAAACUUCUUCUCUUUAGCUAUGCUGAUUAUGUACGCGUGCCAUAUCAUAGUUUUAAUUAUCAUGUAGCACAACGUUCAUGUGAAAGACUAGAGAUCGAAUUCAAUGCUAAUGGUGAUGAAACAUGGCGGGAAAAAUUGCCAAGCAAUCAGAAUGAUGACGAACAGUAUUUAACUUAUCUAAAACUAAAAACUGAAUAUUCAGAAACUAAUGCAUAUGAAUGGUAUCGAACAUAUGCUGACCAACAUUAUGGUGAUGGUUGUUUUAUUCUGGCGAUUAAAUUUUAUACAAAAUGUAUUGAACUUCAGCCUGAUAAGACAGAUGUUUAUUUGAAACGAGCCGCAUGCUAUUUAAAUGUUUUUGAACCACAAAAAACAAUUGAAGAUUGUGAUAUGGUGCUGAAAGGCGAUAAAGACAAUUUCGAUGCUUUAUAUCGGAAAGCAUCUGCACACAAAAAGUCUCGUGACUAUAGUUCACAUGAAUCAACAUUGAGGGAAUGUAUUAGAAUUCAGCCAACGAAUCAAAUUGUUCUGACCGAAUAUUAUAGCAGUCAACAUGAAAAAGUUCCACGAAAGAAACGACGCAUUCGAACGAAUCCGAUACCGUCGACCUCAAUCAAUAGGGAUAUUCUUUCAUAUGAAGAACUUGAACAAAUACGUUUAGCUACUAUGCUUUCGAAUUUAUCGUUGAAUUCGAAUGAUAUUAAAGAUCAAUGUUCAUUUAUACUUCAUGCUCCGAAGAAAAUUUUCUUUGAAUCUUAUGAUUUUGCAUCAACACAUUUCAUUGAAACAAUCAUUAACUUGUGUCGAACAAUGCUUCGAGCUGAAGUGCAUUAUCAAGAAGCACAUAAAUCAGUCAUAUUACCGUUUUCUUAUACAAAAUUUUGGUUUGAUAUUUUUGUUGAAUUAGCAAAAGUCCCUCAAGUCAAUACAGCUCUAUGUAUGAUUGAUGAAAAGUAUCGAACGAUACUUGACGAUUUACUUUCAUAUUAUGAAUCGCUAUCAAUAUAUAACGUUCUUGAACAUUUGAAUUCGUUGAGAAAUUUGUGA
This is a messenger RNA of Rotaria socialis, 2946 nucleotides long. Lineage: Eukaryota; Metazoa; Rotifera; Eurotatoria; Philodinida; Philodinidae. The record is from the annotation of a GenBank genome assembly.